AUGGUGGAUUCGAAAGUUCUUGAAAAGAUUCGGAAUCGAUGUGGUUUCUCAGAUGGAAUUUGCUUGAGUAGUAAUGGACAUUCAGGUGGUUUAGGGCUUUGGUGGCAAGGCGUUGAGUUGGAGGUGCAAUCUUUUUCGGCUCAUCAUAUUCAUGGUGUUGUGUUGGAUGAGGAUAGAGGCCCUUUGUGGGAUGCGGUAGGCAUUUAUGGGUGGCCGGAUAGUGCAAAUAAACACUUGACAUGGCAAUUAAUGCGCCAGGUAAAACAACAAUGUGGUGAAGCUGUAGUUUAUUUUGGGGACUUUAAUGAGAUUGCAAGUAAUGAGGAGAAAGAGGGUGGUGUAACGAGGGGAGAGAGAUUGUUGGAUAGUUUCCGGGAAGCGCGCGAUGCUUGUGAUGUUCGGGAUUUGGGGUUCAGGGGCUCGAAGUUCACCUGGCAGAGGGGAAAUUCUCCUUCGACACUCAUCAGGGAGCGUUUAGAUAGGAUGUUGGCGAAUGGGGGGUGGUGUGACUUGUUUCCUUCGUGGGAGGUGCUGCACCUCCCUAGGUACCGAUCGGAUCAUUGCCCUUUGCUAUUGAAGUCGGGUGUGAAUGAUUCGUAUAGGCGGGGCAAUAAGCUGUUUCGUUUUGAAGCUAUGUGGUUAUCUAAAGAGGAGUGUGGCAAACUUGUAGAAGAGGCUUGGUGUGGGGCAAAUGGUGUGGACAUGGGGCAGCGCAUUGAGGAAGUCUCGCGAAGGUUGUCCUUAUGGGCAACAUCUACUUUUGGUGUGCUAAGGAAGAAAAAGAAGGAGGCUAUGGCCCGCCUCAACUUACUGCAGCAAUGUGUCCCGGAUGCGGCUACUCUUGAACAAUGUAAUAACAUCUCCAGGGAGCUUGAUGAGAUUCAUAAGUUGGAAGAAUCGUAUUGGCAUGCUAGAGCCCGUGCGAACGAAAUUCGAGAUGGGGACAAAAAUACGAAAUACUUUCAUCAUAAGGCAAGCCAAAGAAAGAAACGGAAUAUGAUUCAUGGUUUACUUGAUGAGAAUGGAGUGUGGAAAAAAGGUAAGGAGGAGAUUGGUUUGAUCGUUAAGGACUAUUUCACGGGACUUUUUGCUAGUUCUCAUCCGGUGGAUAUGGACGCUGCGGUGGGGGGGAUUACCCAUUGUGUUUCGGAUGCUAUGAACAGUAAUUUGACUAGGAGCCCCACGGGGGAGGAGGUCCGAGAGGCUUUGUUUGCCAUGCACCCGAAUAAAGCUCCAGGUAUGGAUGGUUUUCACGCAUUAUUUUUCCAGAAAUUUUGGCACAUUGUGGGUCCCGGGGUUAUUUCUUUUAUUCAGGAUUGGUGGAUGGGCCGGAUUGAUUUGAGCUCUUUGAAUCGAACUUGUGUUGUCUUGAUUCCUAAAUGUGCGAAUCCUCGCUCAAUGAAGGACUUUAGGCCUAUUAGCCUUUGCAACGUCCUGUAUAAAAUUCUUUCGAAAACUCUUGCUAAUCGUCUAAAAUGUGUCCUUCCGGAUAUUAUUUCCCCUAAUCAGAGUGCUUUUGUUCCCCGACGGUUAAUAACUGAUAAUGCUCUAGUGGCUUUUGAAAUUUUUCAUGCCAUGAAAAAGAAGGGUAGCGAGGGUGCUGGCUUGUGUGCUUUAAAGCUGGAUAUGAGUAAAGCCUAUGAUAGGGUGGAAUGGUGCUUCCUGGAGAGGGUGAUGCAGAAGAUGGGUUUCUGUGGGGAAUGGAUUGAUAAGAUUAUGUCAUGCAUUUCUAGUGUGUCAUUCUCUUUCAAGAUAAAUGGGGCGAUUGAAGGUGUGCUCCAUCCAUCGAGGGGCUUGAGGCAAGGGGACCCUAUUUCCCCCUACCUCUUUUUGAUUUGUGCAGAUGCGUUUUCUACUAUGUUAACGAAAGCAACUCAGGAAAAUAAGAUUCAUGGGGCUACGAUUUGCAGAGGUGCGCCUAUGGUUUCUCAUUUGUUUUUUGCAGAUGAUAGCAUCCUUUUCUCUAAAGCCUCCGUGCAAGAAUGCUCUAUGGUGGCUGAUAUUAUCAGUAAAUACGAGAGAGCGUCAGGACAGAUGGUUAAUCUCAGCAAAACGGAGGUGGUUUUUAGUAGGGGUGUUCGAUGUGAGAGACGGCAGGAGAUUGUGAGAAUUCUUGGAGUUCAGGAGGUAGAACGUCAGGAGAAGUAUUUGGGUUUGCCCACAAUAAUAGGUAGAUCAAAAAAAGCAACCUUUGCGUGUAUCAAAGAGCGUAUUUGGAAGAAGUUGCAGGGGUGGAAGGAAAAGUUAUUAUCGAAGGCGGGAAAGGAAAUUUUAAUCAAAGCGGUGGCUCAGGCGAUUCCUUCAUAUAUGAUGAGUGUUUUCUGCUUACCUAGUGGCUUGGUGGAUGAAAUUAACUCUCUCAUAGCACGGUUCUGGUGGGGUACAAAAGAUGGAGAACGGAAGAUGCAUUGGCACAAUUGGAGCUCGUUAUGUAUGCCAAAAGCGCAGGGAGGUCUCGGGUUUCGUGAUCUUCAUUGCUUCAACCUCGCGCUAUUGGCGAAGCAGGCGUGGAGGCUGUGUGAUGAUGAUACCUCCCUCUUGGGUAUGCUUCUGAAGGCUCGAUAUUAUAAAAGGGGCAGCUUUGUCGAAGCCCGGCGGGGGUAUAACCCAAGUUUCACCUGGCGUAGUGUGUGGGGUUCUAAAUCUUUGUUACUUGAAGGUUUGAAGUGGUGUGUUGGAUCGGGAGUGGAUAUAAGGGUCUGGGAUGACGCUUGGCUAGGUGGUGAGGGCUCUCAUUUUGUCCCAACUCCUCGUCCGGAUAGUGAUAUGGAUAUGAGGGUAUGUGAACUGAUUGACUACCAAGGUGGUGGAUGGAAUAGCGAACUAGUGAAGCAAACAUUUUUGGAAUGUGACUGGGAAGCAGUCUUAAGCAUCCCAUUAUCUCACUAUUGGCCGAGGGACCAUCGUUUUUGGUGGCCGAGUAGGAAUGGGAUUUUUUCGGUCAAAACGUGCUAUUGGCUGGGGAUGCUUGGACAUAGUCGAGCGUGGCACCUUCUUAAUGGCGAUCGGGAGGCUAGUGUGUGGAGGGAGGUGUGGAAGGUUAGGGGACCACCGAAGCUCCAGCAUUUUUUGUGGAGGGCGUGCAAGGGUAGCCUCGGGGUAAGAGAGAGACUAUUUGCGCGACAUGUUAGCCCAUCAUCAUGCUGCUCGCUAUGUGGCAAUCUUAGUGAGACGAUCAUCCAUGCAUUGUUUGAGUGCAGCCAGGCGAAGGAAAUUUGGGAUGUGAGCCAGUUUACGGCGGUCCUCAUGGAUGCCCCGUCGUCUUCUUUCACUGAGCGCUUUGAAUGGAUGGUGAGUAAACUGUCGAAGGAGGAGGUCCGCAUUAUGUGCUCACUUAUGUGGGCUGCAUGGUUUUGUAGGAACAAGAGGGUGUUCGAAGACGAGUGGGUUAACGCUCCGGUGGUUGCGAGUAGGUUUGUGCAGCAGGUGCUGGAUUAUGAUACAUACGUGAAUGGGGUGCUGAUGCCGCGUGGAUUGACUGGGGAUGUAGUGUUGGGGUGGAGCCCUCCGGUGGCGGGGUGUAUUAAGGUUAACUUCGAUGCUCAUCUGGGUCCGGAUGGUGUGAUUGGUCUGGGUGUGGUGUUUCGAAACCACGAGGGUGGUAUAGUGGCGGCUGGUGUGAAGAGAGUGGCGGCAGUUUGGAGUGCGGUUUUGGCCGAAAGCGCAGCAGCUCGUUACGCAAUGGAGGUGGCUAGGAGGCUUGGUUAUGGCCAGCUUUGGUUAGAAGGCGAUGCUUUAAUGGUUAUUAAUGCUGUGAACAAGCAGGAGGAGGGCCUAUGUCCACAUUUCCGUAUUAUUAAUGAUAUUGUCCGGAUGGCUAGGGAGUUUAAUAGUUUUUCUAUUUCGCAUGUUAAACGAGCGGGCAAUACGUAG
Molecule: messenger RNA, 3873 nt
Organism: Beta vulgaris subsp. vulgaris (sugar beet)
Lineage: Eukaryota; Viridiplantae; Streptophyta; Magnoliopsida; Caryophyllales; Amaranthaceae
Exons: 1
Coding region: 1-3873 (1290 amino acids)
Molecular function (GO): nucleic acid binding; RNA-DNA hybrid ribonuclease activity
Source: RefSeq, a predicted model, not a curated record